UAAAGAAAAUACAAAAAACGAGAACGGAAGAUGAAAGAAGAGAAAGUAAAGAAAAGAAGACCCCCUCGAAGCCCUAACUCCAAAAUCUCGCGAUAAAUCGAAAAUUCCCAAACCUGCAACUUCCGUUUAUCUCUCUCCUUCCCUGUGUCUGCAUACAGGUUAACAGGGCAUUUCCUUCAUCAGCAUGGUACGAGAAAAGGAUGUUUGUUGGGAAUAUGCAGAGAAGUUAGAUGGAAACAAGGUGAGAUGCAAAUUUUGCCUUAGAGUUUUAAAUGGUGGCAUUAGUAGAUUGAAGCAUCAUUUAUCCCGGCUUCCCAGUAAAGGUGUAAAUCCAUGUAGCAAAGUUAGGGAUGAUGUUACUGAUAGAGUGAGGGCCAUAAUAUCAUCAAAAGAAGAUGGGAAAGAAACUUCUAGUGCUAAGAAGCAAAGAGUAGCAGAAGCUAAAUCUCCUGGAAAUUACUCUGCAAUUAAAGCUCUCAUGUCUGUAGAGACACCAUCACCAAUUGCAAAAAUUUUCCCACCAAUCACUCACAUGGGUCCUUCCUCAUCAAAUGAUGGAGAAAAUGCGGAGAGGAGUAUUGCUCUGUUCUUUUUUGAAAAUAAGCUAGACUUUAGUGUUGCUCGUUCUUCAUCCUAUCAGCUAAUGAUAGAAGCAGUAUCAAAGUGCGGUCAUGGAUUUAGAGGCCCAUCUGCAGAAAUCCUGAAGACUACAUGGUUGGAAAGGAUUAAGUCUGAAGUGAGCCUACAGUCAAAAGACAUUGAGAAGGAGUGGGCUACCACAGGCUGUACCAUCAUUGCAGACACAUGGACAGACAAUAAAUCAAGAGCUUUGAUUAACUUCUUGGUUUCAUCACCCUCCAGAACCUUUUUCCAUAAAUCAGUGGACGCAUCCUCAUAUUUCAAAAACACAAAAUAUCUUGCUGAUUUAUUUGAUUCUGUUAUUCAAGAUUUAGGCCCUGAUAAUGUUGUGCAAAUAAUCAUGGAUAGCACUCUCAAUUAUACUGGUGUAGCUAGCCAUAUCGUGCAGAACUAUGGAACUGUGUUUGUGUCUCCCUGUGCUUCUCAGUGCUUGAAUCUGAUUUUAGAGGAUUUUUGUAAGAUAGAUUGGGUGAACAGAUGUAUACUGCAAGCACAGACUAUAUCAAAGUUUAUAUAUAAUAAUGCAUCAAUGCUUGAUCUAAUGAAGAAAUCCACUGGGGGACAAGAUCUCAUUAGGACUGGUAUAACAAAGUCUGUUUCCAACUUCCUCUCAUUGCAGUCUAUGUUGAAGCAGAGGCCAAGAUUGAAGCAUAUGUUUGGUAGCUCAGAAUAUUCUACAAACUCUUACUCAAAUAAACCACAAAACAUAUCUUGUAUUGCCAUUCUUGAAGACAAUGAUUUCUGGAGGGCAGUGGAAGAGUGUGUGGCGAUUUCUGAGCCCUUUCUGAAAGGGUUAAGGGAAGUUUCUGGAGGGAAACCUGCUGUGGGAUCUAUAUAUGAGCUAAUGACCAAGGCCAAGGAAUCAAUUAGGACAUACUAUAUUAUGGAUGAAAGUAAGUGCAAGGCAUUUUUAGAUAUAGUAGAUGGAAGGUGGCGGAACCAGCUCCAUUCACCUCUACAUGCAGCAGCAGCAUUUUUGAACCCUAGCAUCCAAUAUAAUCCAGAAAUCAAAUUUAUUGGAGCUAUAAAAGAAGACUUUUUCAAAGUUCUGGAGAAGCUUCUUCCAACAUCUGAUAUGAGACGUGACAUCACAAAUCAAAUUCUUUUGUUUACAAGGGCGACUGGGAUGUUUGGUUGUAACCUAGCAAGGGAAGCACGUGACACAGUCCCACCUGGGCUUUGGUGGGAACAAUUUGGCGAUUCUGCACCAGUGUUGCAACGAGUUGCCAUUAGAAUACUCAGUCAAGUUUGCAGCACUUCUACUUUUGAGAGGCACUGGAACACAUUCCAGCAGAUCCACUCUGAGAAGCGAAAUAAGAUUGAUAAAGAAACAUUAAAUGAUCUUGUGUAUAUAAAUUAUAAUCUCAAGUUGGCAAGACAAAUGAAAAUGAAGUCUUCAGAAGCUGAUCCUCUCCAAUUUGAUGACAUUGAUAUGACUUCAGAGUGGGUAGAGGAAACUGAAAACCCAAGCCCUACUCAGUGGCUUGAUCGGUUUGGUUCUGCUUUGGAUGGGAGUGACUUGAAUACAAGACAGUUUAAUGCAGCUAUAUUUGGUUCGAGUGACACCAUAUUUGGUCUGUGAUUGUGCAAACUUCCCUCAGUCCCUCAUGUAUUUUAUUCGAAAUGUGCUUCCAAAUCUUGUUUUCCCGGAUUCCCUCGUAGCAGGUGCUGUUCCUUAGACGGUUUCAUGCUCUUUAUUUUUGGUAGAGUAAUGAAAAAUGUAAUAGUAGAUAAUGUCUUGCAUUCUGUAGAUGACAGUGUAUACCUUGCAUGGAAAGCUUAUCAUUCAGUUCUACAA
Molecule: messenger RNA, 2437 nt
Organism: Vitis vinifera (wine grape)
Lineage: Eukaryota; Viridiplantae; Streptophyta; Magnoliopsida; Vitales; Vitaceae
Exons: 4
Coding region: 185-2221 (678 amino acids)
Molecular function (GO): DNA binding; protein dimerization activity
Source: RefSeq, a predicted model, not a curated record